AAAUUAGGCUUGUUUUGCAGCCAUAAGACCUGUGCCUUGUCGACAUGAAGAUGACCUUGGCCCUCCUCUGUAUACUAACAGAUUUACUUAAAUGUGACUGUUAAAACCAUUAACAGAGCUUUAUAUGAACAACUAGUAUGAUGGUAGAAAAAGCAACAACAAAAAAAAAAAGAAAAAGGUGAGAGAAUAUAACAAUGCACUGAGACUCCAACAAAGACGUCUGUCUUCAUUUUGCACGGUUUGGGUUAUGUGUCAGAAUGGAGAUGUACUGUUACUGUACAUCCUGUAUGGAUGCCUCAUGAACAACCACACACUAAAAUAAAGGACCGAUUCAAACUAAUAAAGCUGUACAUUUGUCUCAAUUAGCCCCGAGCUGCAGUGAAAGUAAUUAAAAAGCCGCCUGCAUCCCUGAGAUGCUUCCACUGAGACGUGUUGGGAUGCUCAUCCAGCGCUGCGCCGUUGUUCCCCUCAUGCGGCUGCCGUGGUGACUGUAGCACAGACAUGAUCAGAUUGGAGAUGUGAGCUCACACAAAAAGACCUGACAGCAGCUCCUGCUCUGGGCUGCAGGAUUUAGAUUAUUGAUGCUGGCUUUGGACUGCUCUGAUAACUGGAAUCCCUGGGCUCUUUUAAUCCAUCCACACUCCGGUGUAGGUCCUGACAUGGAGGAAUGUUAUGGUGGGACAUGACUGCUUCAGCGGAUCAAAUAUGGGCAGAUGAGACGGCUGAAAAGCUACAGAGUAACAAGGAGCAAUAAAAACAAGAUGCGAUGUGUUGGUAGAUCGAACCAGAUUUUGUGUAAAAUGACCCGUUCCAGCAAAGGGCAGUAACCUGGCUGCCCGCUGAGCCAUUCCUCCCUCCUGCAACACAUUGCAGGGCGGCGCCGCUCUCUGACGGACAGUCCCCGGGACGAACCGAAGCCCGCAUCUUCCCGGGACUCCUCCAAUCCCAUCAUCCAGGGCGGGGUCCUGGACAGAGAAAGAGAACGAGAGAGAACCCCCCCCCCUAAAAUAUGACAUCUAGGUUGCGGCGAAGCUGGGAGCGAAAGGGACCCAGAGAGGAAAAAGAAGUAAAAGCCGGAGAGGAGGCUUUAACUAGAGUUCCACUAGAAAAAGCGCUUCAGACCAUCCAGGUUCUGGACGGACUUUUUUCUUUAUGUCCUUUUUUAGAAAUGUAGUUGGAUAAUUGAGAGGAAAGCCAAGCCUCACUAGUUGAUGAGAGAUCAGUUUCCUGAGAUCCGCAGCGCGCCGCAGCUGGUCGGGCUGCACAGCCGAACUCAGCAACUGUUUCCCCGCUUCUAACCGCAGCCGCCCCUCUGCCUCAGCCCCGAGAUGUGCGACCUCAUGCCGGCCUCCCAGCCCGCAGAGAAGAUGGGCAAGAUGAAAAAGUUGAGGAGAACUUUGUCGGAGAGUUUCAGAAGUAUCUCUUUCAAGAAGGAAGACAGCAGCUUUGAUGAGAUAUGUGUCACAAAGAUGUCCACACGCGGCUGCCAGGGAACAGACUCGGUCAUCAAGCCCCUGGACACCAUCCCUGAGGACAAGAAGGUGAGAGUUCAGCGCACGCAGAGCGGCUUCGACCCAUUCGAGAAGCCCACCAGCCAGGUGAAGAGGGUCCAUUCGGAGAACAAUGCUUGCAUUAAUGCCAAGAGCUCGUCUUCUGGCAAAGAGUCGCCGAAACUGCGCCGGCACUCCAGUCCGAGUUCUCCUACAAGCCCCAAAUUUGGAAAGGCAGACUCAUAUGAAAAGCUGGAAAAGCUGGGAGAGGGCUCAUAUGCAACAGUUUACAAGGGAAAGAGCAAGGUGAACGGGAAGCUGGUGGCUCUGAAAGUGAUCCGUCUGCAGGAGGAGGAAGGAACACCCUUCACGGCCAUAAGGGAAGCGUCUCUUCUGAAAGGCUUGAAGCACGCCAACAUCGUUCUCCUCCAUGACAUCAUUCACACCAAGGAAACCCUGACACUGGUCUUUGAAUAUGUGCACACAGACCUGUGUCAGUACAUGGACAAACAUCCUGGUGGUCUCCACCCAGACAACGUGAAGCUCUUCCUGUACCAGUUGUUGAGAGGCCUGUCUUACAUUCACCAGAGGUACAUUCUUCACCGUGACCUGAAACCUCAAAACCUGCUCAUCAGCGACACCGGAGAGCUAAAACUUGCUGACUUUGGCCUUGCCAGGGCCAAGUCAGUCCCCAGCCACACCUACUCCAAUGAGGUGGUGACCCUGUGGUACCGGCCUCCAGAUGUCCUGCUGGGAUCUACCGACUACUCCACCUGCCUGGACAUGUGGGGAGUGGGCUGCAUUUUCAUUGAGAUGAUCCAAGGAGUUGCUGCCUUUCCUGGAAUGAAGGACAUUCAGGACCAGCUGGAGAGGAUAUUCCUGGUUCUUGGAACUCCAUCUGAGGAAACGUGGCCUGGCGUUAACUCCUUGCCUCAUUUUAAACCAGAACGCUUUACAGUGUACAGCGCCAAGAAGCUCAGACAAGCCUGGAAUAAGUUGGGCUAUGUGGACCAUGCUGAGGAAUUGGCCUCCAGGUUCCUCCAGUGCUUCCCAAAGAACCGUCUGUCAGCGCAGGCAGCCCUGAACCAUGAAUACUUCAGCAGCCUUCCUCCACGGCUCUGGGAGCUGCAGGACAUGUCUUCUAUCUUCACUGUACCAAAUGUCAAGCUGCAGACAGAGAGCGGGGACAGCAUACAGGUGUGUGCACGGAAGAACAGCCAUGGAAAGGCAUCGUCUGGCAGCAAGCACUGACCUGAGGCAGCAUCCUGCAUAUGACUGCCUGACAGGUGGCUGCUGUGAAAAAAGAAAACAUGAAGAUAAAGAUGGUGAUAUUGAGAAGAGCCCCAGUUCUCUUUAUUUAUUACCUUCACAAAAUGUAUUUCUGUGUGUGUGCGUGUGUGUGUGUGUGUGUGUGAGUGCGUGCGUGCAUGCGUGUGUGUGUGCAUGGUGAAUGCAUGCAUGAGAAGGUGAGUGAGAAGGUGUGCAUUUUGAAUGGUACCUAAGAUUUCAAGCUAUUAUUUACAAGCUUUGUUUACUUUUUAUAAGGUUCCAAUAACUCAUUAAUCAAUGUCACAGUAGAAACAAACAGACUUUACUAUCGCUACAUAUUGUGUUCUGUGUUUGUAACUAGCCUCCUAUUUAUGAAUGUAUAUUUGUAUGUAUGAUAUAAUCAUCUAGAAACUAUAUAAUGGACAGUUUUAUUAUUAUUGCUUGUUACCACUAAACUGCUCUCACAAGGUAUAAUUUCCCUGGAGAAACCCAUGUAGGGGAGACACAGUACAGGUAUGUUGAAGACAACAGGAAGUCCUAAGGAUUUUGAUUUACUUCUGUCCAAGUCAACUCUGAUUUGUGGCACUUUGUGGAAAAAAUAUGCUUAAACAAGUUGAGGAGGAGAGCUUUCAGGUGAUGCAACAUGUCCUCUGGCAGCCACAUUGGAGGUCCUUCAUUGUUUGGUAUUUCAGGUCUACAUGCUUUAAAAGUUACCUAUUCCGUGAUGAUGUUAUGAAUCCCUCUUGCCUCUGUCUUUAAUACUUUGGAAAGAAAAUAUCUUUAAGCACUGAGGUUCACAGGAAAAGGUUAAAGUGAAAUGCAGUGGCAGCCGUGUACAGACUCAUUCAUCCUUGCCACAGUAAAACUGAGAAAUAUUCCGGAAGAUAAGUCCAAAUUUUGCUUUAUGCUAUUUUGCGGUGUGACAUGACAUUAUCAAAAAAAAGGUGGCCAGGUCUUUUAAGCAAGUUAGUAAAGGUGCUGCUCUUUGUAUCAGAUAACUCUUCCAAAAAAUAUGAUGUGAAAAACAUGUGGCCUUAUGUUCAAAGAGUUGCACGGAUUUCCCACGAUGGGUUUCCCACUGAACCAGGGUGUAUGCUUAAAUCCAGAAAUGGUGUACCAGCAAACAAAUCCAGAUUUCUGAAACGUGCUUAAAUUUAAUACAUACGCUCAAAGUUCUUUGUACAUCCCAGUCAACCUUAAAGUAUUUAUGAGGGAAUACCAGACUCCUCCCAAAACACGCUCAUGUGAACAUACAAAUAGUUAUAUUUGGCCUGCAGGUAGCAUUCUUCUCCUAAAGUAGGUAGAUGCACAUAGAAACACAAAUUGGACAAGUCAUGAUAUUUUAUUUACAAAAUCUGUUACUGUUUACAGUAACUGGAUCACACUUGCUGUUAUUGUAAAUUAAUGCAGAACUGUGGCGAGGAAGGGGUUGAGGCCAAGUACAACUGUAAACACAGAGGCCACUCAGGGAAUAAGGUUGGAUAAAUGUCGCUCUACUAAAGCUUAUACAUGAUGCAUGGUAGCACCAGUAUGUUUAAAAAUCAUCAGGCUUGGGCAGAGGCUAUAGUCUUCGGUGCGGCUGUCCCGGGUUAGAGUCCUGAACCCGAUGACCUAUCCGAAUGUCUCUCCCUCUCUUCGCCCCUCUUUCAUGUUUACCUACUACCGAAAAAUAAAGUCCGCUAGUGGCAUAAAAAAAAAUCUUUGAGAAGACUGAUUGGGCUUCUGUUCCAGGUCGGCCUUGUCAGAUGGAAGGGAUCAUCAGCCAUUGGUCGCGCAGGUGCUGUCUGCCCAUGGAGUUAGCUCUGAGCAGACAGCACAAAGGUUCUUAAUUGUUUGGCUUUUUCCUCUCUUGGAAUUCAGAAUUGUAAAUAAUUCAAAAAUCUUUCUAAAUGAUUAAAGAAGAUUUUGGUGAAUAAACUAACAACCGUAUUUAACUAAUCCUUGAAGAAAAAUGAUAAUUUGACAUAUAUUGACACUGUUUACAUUUUAGUUAAUGUUUUAAACUUUUAAUCAUAUUUAACAGUCAUUGCAUUUUGAUAACCUCAGAAGCACAGCAUAUGGAAUAAUAUGAUAAUUUAAUUACAUCUAAUAUGUCCUGAAGGUGUUUUAAACACCUUCACCUUCAGUUUGGGUCAGAGUAAUAAAGUGUUUACAUCUGUGCAUAAACAUCAGUGUUCGAGGUCAGGUUUUGUGCAUUUGUAAGAUGCUGUGAUACUGUAGUUUAACCAGCAAUAAACAGGAAGUCACUCACUCAAACCACUGACUAGUACUGAUUCAGUGAAUACACAAUGGUAGGUGAGAACAGGCUUGAUGUGUAUAAGCUUGCAGCUCUUUGUAGCGACCAGCUGCACCUCUGCACACUUUCAACAAGAUUCCCCUUGGAAACCUUAAGCGGCUGAAGAGCCAUUUGUGAUCUUGGCCCAGAAAAUCUGUUCACUCUGUAAAGAUGGGUUAUCUUCAAACUUCGCCAUUUGCAAUAUACUUUUAUAACAAUAAUAAUCAUCACAAUAAAAAUGAAGCCAUUGUUGUUCAAUGUAUUUUAUACAGCACUCCAGCAGACUACAAUGCCAGCCAUGAAGUUGGCAUUGGGCUGCUCAGAUUUCCAUGGUCAGUUCAUUGUUGCAUGGACCACAGUGUUUGCUGCUGUUUGUGCAUUCUCAUUCUUUGAACAUGAGGCCCCUGGUUACUAUGAUUUUUAAGCAUGUAGUCUAAUGUUUAUUAAUGUGACACUAUUUUUGGGUUAGGUAAAAGCUUGGGUAAAUAGAGCACCGUCUGCAGGAACAUGCCAGCAAUCAGUGGACCUCCAUGUUGGAAUCAGAUCCUAAUAUCUGUUUUGUUAUGCAACCUGAAAGCUCCUCCUAAACCACCUCUAUUGGACAUCUUAGACGUGCUGAUGGGUGACAGUGCUAACAUGCUUUUAGACCUAAUACUCCAACUGAACACAAUGGCUCUGAUGAAAACAUACGUUUCAGCGUAAUAAACAUGGGCAAUAUUAGUGUCAGUGCUUCCAUCUGAGAAUAUGAAUUAAUGUUCAUAAAAGUAAAGCAGCAAGGCAAUAGGCUGAAAAGCUCACUGUAUGUUGUCAUCCAGUUCUGGAAAAUCCAGUUUCCAAAUUUUCUGACACGGCAAAAAAUCGAUCGAUCCAUGUCACUACCUAUAUUUGUUCAUCCCGAGUCAAAUUAAUUUGGGUCAAAUGAGUCCGAGUUUUCCUUAUCUUAUCUAAGUAAAUGUGUGAGAGAAUUAUUGCAGCAUGUACUUCACAGGUUGUGAAUAACUUUGACUCGUUCGUCUACCACAAACAUAUGCUCUGCUUAUGUUCCCCAUAUAUGUCUUCCCCCAACUUUGCAUCUUUUCCUUGAUGUUUUGGAACUUUUUGCUGAACAAGGCUCAGCUACAUAAAGUCACAUCUGCAAAUAUGUUUUUCUACUGCUUAGAUUUCUUUCUUUUUUCUUGUGAGAUAAUAUUUUAAUAUAACUGAGUAGUUGUUUGGUGAUAACUGUGAAGUACUAUCAAACCAAUGGCUUCCUUCUUAUCAAUCAGUUUCAAAUCAAGUGAACAAUAAUAACGGCCUUGCACUGUUGAUUAGCCAAAAAUACAAGGCUGCAAAUCUAAAGCCACGGACAAAUGGAUACUGUGAAUGUGAUCCCCAUUCCCCUCCAACACACACACACACACAAUCACAGUUAAUAGAGACCUGCCAGUAAAAAUUCCUCCGCAUCAUCCGGUCCUUUCAGCUACAGUACAGUGUAGUCCCCAUUGCCCUUUUAAUGCCUCUGUCCAGGUAGAAGAAUUUUGUUUUGGCUUUUUUCCAAAGGCUACUUAAUGCUUAAAAGCUGUUACAGUAAAAUGUUCUUCUCUCCAUCCAAGCCACUGUUGUAUUUUUUAAGUAAUUUAUUCCAAAGCUAGCCAUAACAUGCGUUGGCAUUAAACCAAAUUUCACAGUCUCACUCAUGUAGGCUGGCUGCAGCUGGUGUAUCAUUCCUGUGUGAUGGCAGGAUGCUGCUUGAGAUGGAUAAACAGUUCAGUUUUCUGUAACGUUGAACAAGGGCCAAAGGGUGAAAAUCUUAGUUUACUCGUCUGUGGGUUGCAACCCCCACCAAGUCAUGAGAUGCUGAUCAUAGCUGAGGAAUAAGAUCCCUUCUGGCUUUAUCUUAGGGGAAAGGAAAAGUAGGUCCAUCAACCAGGGGAAUCUUGUAGUAGAGCUGCUGCUUCUCCAUAUCGAAAGGAGUCAGCUGAGGCAGUCAGGCUUACAAUCAGGACACCUCCUUUUGGAGGUUAUCUGGGCAUGUCCUGUUGGGAAGAGGCAGCCUGCUGUCUGAGGACAGUGGACAAAUUUAAUAAGGCCUUUGUGUCACCAGUUGUUGCAGAGUAUUUUAACUCAGGAGGUCAAAUGUUGGAGAGCUCCUGAUCAUCUGCUGGAAUGUAGACUGUACCUAUCCCAAUAAAAUGUUAAAGAGAAUGCUAUUAGCAGUGUCUUCUAUCCCAUUAUCCCAACUUUUCUCCAGGACCAAGGAAACAAGAAAACUAGGGGUGGACAAAAAUUUUGUUUACUAUUAUUAUUAUUAUCUAGAAAAAGGUACUGUCAUGAUAAGAUUUAUAAUUUAUCAUAACGAUAAAUUGCAACUAUUGAUGACUGCAAACUCUGAAAAAAUAACAGUAUAGUUGAGAAUGAUCAUUUUCUCUAUGUUUUCCUCUCUUGGUUAAUGAAAGCAUCAAUAAAUAUCAAUAUAUUUGAAAAUAUAAUUGAAUCUAGCUACUGUAUGCUUUCAGUGAUACAAUUGCACUACUUAAUGUAACAGUAUACUGCAGUAGCCUAUUUGUAAAUUGGUACAAUUUAUUUAUUAGUUUUUGUGUUUGUGGGGCUGUUGCUAUAUGCACUGACAUACAGUCAUAGCUAUACAAUUUACUGUUAAAAAGACUGCAGAGAAUUUAUUUUCUUGUUAUUAGCACUUUUAUCAUUAUCGCAAUAAACAACAUACAUUUUAGUCUAUAUGGCCCUUCCUUACUAGCAACGUUAUUGACACUCAACUUUUCUGCAUACCUUUUGUUGCAAUAACACACAACUCCUCUCAUUAGCACAACUACACAUCACGAUGGCAACAACCAAAAUAAUUCAUUUAGUAAGUUAAUUAAAACCUGUACUGAAUACACAUUCUGUAUAUACUGUAUAUUGUUUGUUGUUUCUGACUUGAACUAGAGUAAGUUUUCCACAUGGAAGUUGAGUCAAACCUGUCACAGGAAUUCUGCAUAUGGAAGGUUUUUGUAGACCCACUGAUUACUGAUCCAGUCAAACACACAUGGAACAAAGAGGGAAACCAGAACCCGUUUUCACCAGAAAAGAAGACCCAUACAUGACAUUUUGCACAUAAGUGAUCUGUUUUCCCUCUUUUAGUUUAACAUUGUUAGUGCUGAACUGAAAGUGACUCCGAAGCACACAACUGUUCGGAAUAACUUGUGAUUUUGCUCUUGGACACAGUGUGGUCUGUUUUACAGCGUGGUCAAACAUUGAAACUGUUGCUUAGAAGGAUGAUCAUUUUCAUUUCUCUAUAUGACAUUUAACUAUUGCAUACAGAUGUUUCUCAGACUAUCCAACCAAUAACAGGGAAGCCAACUGAUACCGGACUUAUGAGGCACGUUGACGAUUUAUAGUGACUACAUUUCAGUCCAGCUUUUCCAACCACAUUAAGGCUCUGAGGUUAAAAAAAGAUUAACUUACCCAGCAGCAUUUUAAAAAUGCACUUUAAAGAAAGUUUGCCUGUAUGGUCACUUUACUCGCUGGCUUUCCCUAAACGAUAAAUGCAUAAAUAUUCAUGCACUCUCCCUUGGUUGGAUGCAGAGCAUGCCGGCUUUCUUACAAAUGUAAAUCUCAUCCCUCGAUUUGAACCUUUACAUGGACAGAGGGGACCUGUUAGAAUUGCUCUACUUGAAGUUAUCUCUCAGCUUUUCAGUGUCACCCGCCGGCUGUGAUUGUGCAGCAGGAAAAAGGGGAGGAGAGGCAAUGGGUACUGUUACUAAAACAGCGUGACAGAAGAGGGUUAAUACCAUCGAGCUGUGCUAAGAUUGCCCAGCCUCGAGUGACUUUAGGGACUGCAGGCAGUAUUAGACAAAAAUAAUCAUUUUUGCUGUUGCUCCCUGUGUGAGCACACGUCUCAUGUGCCGCACGUUGAUCCCCCCCCCCCCCCAACUGUUCCCCGGAGCUUCUGCAGCCUGCAGUUUUAUAAAACUUUUCAAGUCCUGCGUGGGCAGAGAUUAAACUCUGUUCAAACAGGAAUGUUCUUCAUACAUCUUACAGAAAGUCCAGUGAAAGGGGUGGUAUUGCAGAUUUAACACUGUGACAGAAAAAAAAAUAUUACCAGAAAUGUCAAAGGCGGAAGUGAAAAAGUUGAAGACACACUUACCGUAUGGUGGUAAACAGGGUUGGAAGAGUCUCCUUAACGCUCAUGUACGAUAAGGCGUAUUUCUAUAAAUAUAUAUAAAAGGCAUAUAUUUUUGGCAUUGAUCAUGUAGGCAUAGGUGGUUUUAACUAGAAUAAACAUAUAGGUUGGCUCUCACGUGCAUCCUGGCUGUGCUCAUUAAUGAAUUUGUGUUUUAAAGAUUUUAAUAUGAAGCUUCUCUUGCAGUUUGCUUUUCUUUUGUAUGCUGCACUGAAAAACAAAAAACAUCCUUUUCACAAUUGGUUUGGAAAGCAGAAGAGUCGCCAAUCACUCUGUAACAUGAAAUAAUAUUGUGUACUAAAGAAUUGCUGUUGCAUUUGUUAUAACCUCUAUGUAAUGUUAUUAUGGGAGAUGUAAUGUCCUUCUGUAAAUGUUUAAUGUUGUUUACCUGAAAUAAAAUUCAUUAAUGCUUCA
Girardinichthys multiradiatus is the source of this 9607-nucleotide messenger RNA. RefSeq names its product cyclin-dependent kinase 14 (gene cdk14). Gene Ontology annotation, cellular component: nucleus; cytosol; cytoplasm. The transcript is spliced from 15 exons. The record is from RefSeq and is a predicted model, not a curated record. Gene Ontology annotation, molecular function: ATP binding; cyclin binding; cyclin-dependent protein serine/threonine kinase activity. Gene Ontology annotation, biological process: protein phosphorylation. Bases 1329 to 2741 code for a protein of 470 amino acids. NCBI's taxonomy places the organism in Eukaryota, Metazoa, Chordata, Actinopteri, Cyprinodontiformes, Goodeidae.